Messenger RNA from Ustilaginoidea virens, 1806 nucleotides. RefSeq lists its product as uncharacterized. NCBI's taxonomy places the organism in Eukaryota, Fungi, Ascomycota, Sordariomycetes, Hypocreales, Clavicipitaceae. The record is from RefSeq and is a predicted model, not a curated record. The transcript has a single exon. The coding region runs from base 1 to 1806 and encodes 601 amino acids.
AUGGUUUCUCAGCCAGAUCACCCCUCACCACCUGCCUCCAGCUCCAGUACCGCUCUAGAUCUCAGCACCUCUUCUUCGCGCCGCUCUCACCACCACGACCACCACGACCACCAUGACCAACACCAACACCACCACCAACUCAAGUACUCGGCCACCGUCGCCUCACGGCCGUCUCUAUCUCGCAGCAGACGCUACAACCGCUCUCACCUCGGCGGCUCGUCUUGCAUCCCCCAAAAUGAAUUCCCAGUAUUUGCGCACAGCGGCGACGUCCAGGUCGUCAUCCGCGUCGGCGCCGGCGCGCAUGCCGCGGAGAACAGGUACCUCCUGCACCGACACACCCUGACGCGCUGCAGCGGCUUUUUCGAGGCCAGCACCUCGUCGGAAUGGUCCAGGGCCCGGCCGUGUCUGCCGGGGCCCAACGAGCCCACGCUCGUAGGAGACGGGGCAUCCUCUCCGCUCGACGGUCCCGACCACGAGAGGAGGCUGGCCGUUGGUGGUGGCGGCGCUGGUGCUGGUGCUGGUGGCCUGAAUGGCUCCCAAACGUCUAUCCCCGCUGGCAAGAGAUGGAAGUACGAGCUGGACUCGGGCGCAGGCGACGGCGACAUACCAAUGUUGGUCCAAAAGGACGACGCAGACACAGUCACCACGCCAGGCUCGGAACCACCGUUCCCAUCUCUGUUCGGUGCUGGCUGUCAUCAUGCCUCAGACGCCAAAUCCUCCGGGUCGCGGUCCAAGCACCGCGGGCCGCCAGCGCCAGCGCCAGCGCCAGCAAACCGUGCUUUCCCCUUCUCCCGGUCAGUCGCAAACCUGUCCGUCGCACACCUGCCCCUCGCGACAGCGGGGCCGGGGCUUUCCCAGGCCGACGAAGACCUUCUCCGCGACUACGACAACCUCUUUCGCGUCUUCUACAACUACGCCCCGGUCCUGGACGCGGUCAGUGUCGCCGACGCCUACGUCCAAUGCAAGUCGCUGCUGGCUCUCGCCGACCAAUACGACGCCCUGGCCGUGGUCGGACCUCGCGUCGACCACCACCUCCUCCAGUUUCAGUCACGCCUGUGGAAGCAGAUUGCAAAGUAUCCCAUUUCCUACCUCCGCCUGGGAUACCUGGCCCGGAGCAGGGUCAUCUUCCAGGAGGCCCUCGUCCACGUGGUCGGCCAGUGGCAGGCCGGCGAGCGGAGCCUUCGAGCGGCCCUGCCCGACAUUGUCCUCGACAUUGUCGAGGACAAGGUGGACGAGCUCGGAGAAACCGUCAGCCGCGUACAGGGCGAGCUCUUCCGUCUCAGCCUGACAACCACCAAAGGCGAGCGCGUCACCCCAACCAACAGCUAUCUCGACUGGCUGGUCGUCAGUCUCUUCCGGCAAUGGCUCGCCGACAACAUCCCGGUCCCAUCCACCCCAGGCAGGAACAGCGGCGGCGGCGGCGGCGGCGGCGGCAGCAGCAGCAUCAUCAUCAGCAGCAGCACCCUCGCCAGCGCCAGCUACAGCUAUCCCAACAAGCCGCCGCCGCGGUCCACCGGAAGAGCCUACCGAAUCCUCGGCUCCCGCAACCCGAGCGCGUUCCUCAACCACGACGAGUGCAAAAAGUUCCUCAAGCUCACCCCGGAGCUCUACACUCGCAACAAACUCUGCCGCUUCGAGAAACGCAUGGAGGAGCUCAAGGCCAUGGCUCGCCAUCUUGUUCAUCCCCUCCUAGGCAGCAGGCUCGAACUCGCCAUGGCGGGGUCGGGUCGCGCCGCCGAGGGUAUCAGCUAUCUCACCUGCACGACUUUGGGCAACCGAGACCUUCCUUGGUUUGCGGACCCUUGA